GCUGACUAUAUUAAAAACUGAGGAGCGUCAUUUUGCGGAGGCUUGUAAAGAACAGUUCCUGUCUGUUGCACGUGAGUGGGACAUCGAGGGCAAGACUACAACCAUUGGGACUGACAGUGCACGCAACAUGGUUGCCGCAAUUCGACUUACACGCUAUGAACACAUGAACUGUGUCGCUCACAUGGUGCAGAGAAGUGUCACAGUGAGUCUUGCUGACAGCGGCUUUGUAAAUGCUUUGGCCAAGGCUCGCAAAGUUGUCGGUCAUUUUAAGCACAGCCCAGCAAAUGCUGCGGAGCUUCAAGCACAACAAGUCAGCCUGGGAAAGAAGCAAGAGCCAUUGAUCCAGGAUGUUCCAACACGUUGGAAUUCGACGCUGGAAAUGGUCAAGCGCGUGAGCAGAAAUAAAGAGGCUGUCAUCGCAGCCCUGGACAAUCAGGAGCACAAACUCGUUUUGCCGACCGCAGCAGAGUGGGAUAAACUGCAGAGGCUGGAGACACUUUUAGAGCCAUGCAGGUAUGUAACUGAGCUCCUGGGUGGAGAGGCCUAUGUCUCCUGUUCUGUGGUACUACCUUCUCUCUGCCACUUGCGUCUCAAGAUGGAAGCCUGUGAUGAGGACCCUGCAUAUGUGGUGAGAUUCAAGACCAAGUUCAAGGAGGACCUAGCAUCCCGUCAAGAACAGCUCAACAAUGCAUGGCUCCAGAUUGCUACAGUUUUGGAUCCUCGUUUCAAAGACUUUGAAAUGCCUGCCCAAGACAGACAGGGAAGAGGUGUGGACCACACUUGA
Coregonus clupeaformis (lake whitefish) is the source of this 784-nucleotide messenger RNA. Its product is annotated as zinc finger BED domain-containing protein 4-like. NCBI's taxonomy places the organism in Eukaryota, Metazoa, Chordata, Actinopteri, Salmoniformes, Salmonidae. The transcript is spliced from 2 exons. The record is from RefSeq and is a predicted model, not a curated record. The coding region runs from base 128 to 784 and encodes 218 amino acids.